UGUUAUUUUUCUGAAUAGAAAUACACUACCCACAAGCCCUUGUAACACCUACGGAAGUCCUUUUCUUUCCUUCCGCUGUAGCAAGGGUCCCUUUCUGGAUUGACUCGGCCGUCACCAUGGCAGCCCUGAGACCACUCCAAAAACCUAAGAUCGUCAAGAAGCGGACCAAGAAGUUCAUCCGCCACCAGUCUGACCGAUAUGUCAAGAUCGCGAAAAACUGGCGUAAACCCAGGGGUAUUGACAACAGGGUCCGCAGGCGGUUCAAGGGUCAGAUGCUGAUGCCAAACAUUGGUUAUGGUAGCAACAACAAGACGAAAUACAUGCUGCCAAGUGGCUUCAAGAAGUUCCUUGUGCACAACAUCAAGGAGCUUGAAGUUCUGAUGAUGAGCAACAAGACACACUGUGCCGAGAUCGCCCAUAACGUCUCAUCCAAGAACAGGAAGCUGAUUGUGGAGAGGGCAGCUCAGCUGGCCAUCAAGAUCACAAACCCCAACGCAAGGCUGCGCAGCGAGGAGAACGAAUGAUCUGGCCAUUAUUUUCAAAAUAAAGUCUGUAAAAAUGG
Messenger RNA from Gadus morhua (Atlantic cod), 562 nucleotides. RefSeq names its product ribosomal protein L32 (gene rpl32). Gene Ontology annotation, molecular function: structural constituent of ribosome. Lineage: Eukaryota; Metazoa; Chordata; Actinopteri; Gadiformes; Gadidae. Gene Ontology annotation, cellular component: cytosolic large ribosomal subunit; ribosome. Gene Ontology annotation, biological process: translation. Bases 117 to 524 code for a protein of 135 amino acids. The transcript is spliced from 4 exons. The record is from RefSeq and is a predicted model, not a curated record.